UUUCCUUAGAUCUAAUUAAGGACUUUAAUUAUCCCUUUAAUUAAAGUCAGCAUUCUCUAAUGGCUUCUUUAAAGAUUAAUGCUAUAGUUUUGUUUAUUUUAGUGAGUUUACUAAUUGGAAGCUCAUCAGCUCAACUAUCAACUGGUUUUUACUCAAAAUCUUGUCCUAAACUUUAUCAAACUGUGAAAUCAGCAGUGCAAUCUGCUAUUAACAAGGAAACAAGAAUGGGUGCUUCUCUUCUUCGUCUAUUCUUCCAUGAUUGCUUCGUCAAUGGAUGCGAUGGAUCGCUACUCCUCGAUGAUACAUCAAGCUUCACAGGAGAGAAAAGGGCUGCACCAAAUGUUAAUUCUGCUAGAGGAUUUGAAGUUAUUGACAAUAUCAAAUCUGCUGUGGAGAAAGUGUGCCCUGGUGUUGUUUCUUGUGCUGAUAUUUUGGCCGUUACUGCUCGGGACUCUGUUGUCAUUCUUGGAGGUCCCAAUUGGAAUGUAAAAUUGGGAAGAAGAGAUUCUAGAACUGCAAGUCAAAGUGCUGCCAAUAGUGGCAUUCCUCCUGCUACUUCUAACCUUAAUAGACUCAUCUCAAGUUUCAGUGCUGUUGGCCUUUCUACCAAAGAUAUGGUUGCCUUAUCUGGGGCUCACACAAUUGGACAAGCAAGAUGUACAUCUUUUAGGGCACGUAUAUACAACGAGACCAAUAACUUAGAUGCAUCAUUUGCACGAACUAGACAAAGCAACUGCCCAAGAAGUUCAGGCUCAGGGGACAACAAUUUGGCACCACUUGAUCUCCAAACUCCUAACAAAUUUGACAACAAUUAUUUCAAGAAUCUUGUUGACAAAAAGGGUCUUCUUCACUCUGAUCAACAACUCUUUAAUGGUGGAUCUGCCGAUUCGAUUGUGACAUCUUACAGUAACAAUCCUAGCAGUUUUAGCUCUGAUUUUGUCACUGCUAUGAUUAAGAUGGGUGAUAUUCGUCCACUUACUGGUUCUAAUGGAGAGAUUAGGAAGAAUUGCCGUAGGCUCAAUUAACGUUGAUUAGCAUUUUUUUUUUGUGUGUGUGAACUCUCCUGUGUGGGCUGGGUAAAUCUGCGUACAAUUGACUCUUGUGGUCCGACCCUUCCUCGGACCUCGCGUAUAACGGAGCUUAGUGUACCGGGCAUUUUGUGUGUGUGUGUGAACUGCAAACUUUGAGACUUCUUUAUUUUUUACAAUGUUUUACUUUCCUUUUAAGUUUCUUUCUUAAUAUGCAGGUUCAAUGUAUGUUACCUUGUCAAAGCUUAAAAGCACAACUUUUUCUCGAGUAAAGGACUGUAUUUGUAUCAUUGUUGGAAUAUUAUGAAUAAAAACACCCUUUUUGUUAAA
Messenger RNA from Nicotiana tabacum (common tobacco), 1358 nucleotides. NCBI's taxonomy places the organism in Eukaryota, Viridiplantae, Streptophyta, Magnoliopsida, Solanales, Solanaceae. The record is from RefSeq and is a predicted model, not a curated record.